CCCACGCUUUCAAACACCCCCCUCUCUCUCCCCCGCUUCUCCCUCUCUCUCUUUCCCAUUCUAAAGAUCCUAAGCAAAACCCCAACUUGGUGUCCUUUUGUUCAUCUCCAACAUGGCAAGCAGAAGAGCUUCAAGGCUCACCAAGUCCCUUUUAGCGGCCUCCAUCAACGCCUCUAGGCCCGCGAGGCUCACACACUCCCAGCUUCGUGCUCGCGUAGUUUCUGGUUCCACUUGUAGUUUUCUCGGUAAUUCUGUCUCUUCUCUCUCUCGGCCUCUGGCUUUCGGCAGAGUUUCGGAUGGCAAUGUCGCUUCGGCGAAGUUUCUGGCUGACACUUUCAUGCGACGCCAGUUUCACUCUUCCACCCCCUCCUUCUACUCCGCCGCCAGCUCGUCUCAGGUUAAUCAGUCAGAGUUCACUGAGAUGGCAUGGGAGGGAGUUAUUGGCGCUGUGGAGGCAGCACGGCUUUUCAAACAACAAGUGGUGGAAUCCGAGCAUUUGAUGAAAGCCCUUCUGGAGCAAAAGGAUGGCUUAGCCAGGAGAAUAUUCACUAAGGCAGGACUUGACAACACGUCAGUUCUGCAGGCUACAGAUGACUUUAUAUCUAAACAACCAAAAGUGAUAGGUGACACUAGUGGCCCUAAAAUUGGCACACAUCUCAGUAACCUCUUGGACGUUGCCCGGAAACGUAAGAAAGAAAUGGGAGAUGAUUUUUUGUCAGUAGAGCAUCUUGUGUUGGCAUUCCUUCCAGACAAGAGGUUUGGGCAGCAGUUAUUUAGCAACCUCCAGCUCAGUGAAAAGGACUUGAAGGAUGCCGUUCAAGCUGUUCGCGGAAGUCAGAGAGUAACUGAUCAAAAUCCUGAAGGAAAAUAUGAGGCAUUGGAGAAAUAUGGGAAUGACUUGACUGAACUUGCAAGGCGAGGCAAACUUGAUCCUGUUAUAGGACGAGAUGAUGAAAUCCGGCGUUGUAUCCAGAUAUUAUCUAGGAGAACAAAAAAUAAUCCUGUUAUUAUUGGUGAACCUGGUGUGGGGAAGACUGCAAUUGCUGAAGGAUUAGCUCAACGGAUUGUGCGGGGGGAUGUACCAGAGCCACUGUUGAAUCGGAAGUUAAUCUCCCUAGAUAUGGGUUCAUUGGUUGCUGGUGCCAAGUUUCGUGGAGACUUUGAGGAAAGAUUGAAAGCUGUCUUGAAGGAGGUCACUUCUUCAAAUGGGCAGAUUAUUUUAUUCAUUGAUGAGAUCCAUACUGUUGUUGGUGCAGGUGCUACAAGUGGUGCAAUGGAUGCUGGGAACUUGUUGAAACCGAUGCUUGGUCGAGGCGAGCUUCGAUGUAUCGGAGCAACUACAUUGAAUGAGUACAGGAAAUACAUUGAGAAGGAUCCUGCACUUGAGCGGAGAUUCCAACAAGUGUUCUGUGAUCAACCAUCAGUUGAAGACACAAUAUCUAUUCUUCGUGGAUUGCGAGAGCGCUAUGAGCUGCAUCAUGGUGUUAAAAUAUCAGAUAGCGCUCUCGUUUCAGCAGCAGUUCUAGCAGGUCGAUACAUUACAGGACGUUUUUUGCCUGAUAAAGCCAUUGAUCUUGUUGAUGAAGCUGCUGCAAAGCUGAAAAUGGAAAUGACUUCUAAGCCUACGGAGUUAGAUGAGAUAGAUAGAGCUGUUCUAAAGUUGGAGAUGGAGAAGCUAUCUCUGAAAAACGACACUGAUAAAGCAUCCAAAGAAAGGUUAAGCAAGCUAGAAAAUGAUUUGACUUUGCUCAAACAAAAACAGAAAGAAUUUACUGAGCUGUGGGAACAUGAGAAGGCUCUCAUGACACGGAUAAGAUCAAUUAAAGAGGAGAUUGGUAGAGUUAACCUAGAGAUGGAAGCUGCUGAGCGUGAGUAUGACCUAAAUCGUGCAGCUGAACUAAGAUAUGGAACCCUAAUAUCCCUUCAACGACAAUUAGAAGAGGCAGAGAAGAACCUUGCAGAGUUCCAGAAGUCUGGAAAAUCUUUGCUUCGAGAAGAGGUCACUGAUCUUGAUAUUGCUGAGAUUGUAAGCAAAUGGACUGGUAUACCCUUAUCAAAUCUUCAACAAUCCGAGAGAGACAAGUUGGUCUUGCUGGAAGAGGUUCUUCACAAGAGGGUGGUUGGUCAAGAUAUGGCGGUUAAAUCAGUUGCAGAUGCUAUCCGACGCUCGAGGGCAGGAUUAUCUGACCCAAAUCGACCCAUAGCAAGUUUCAUGUUCAUGGGCCCUACUGGUGUUGGGAAAACAGAGCUUGCAAAGGCCUUGGCUGGUUAUCUUUUUAACACAGAAAAUGCUCUUGUGAGAAUCGAUAUGAGCGAGUACAUGGAAAAACAUGCAGUUUCGCGCCUGGUCGGGGCCCCACCUGGCUAUGUUGGUUAUGAAGAAGGUGGGCAGCUAACUGAAGUGGUUCGUCGAAGACCUUAUUCUGUUGUACUCUUUGAUGAAAUAGAGAAAGCGCAUCAUGAUGUCUUCAACAUUUUGUUACAGUUGUUGGAUGAUGGAAGAAUAACUGAUUCUCAAGGGAGGACCGUUAGUUUUACGAAUUGUGUUGUGAUAAUGACCUCGAACAUCGGCUCCCAUUAUAUACUUGAGACUCUUAGCACACCGGGUGACAAGAAAGCAGUUUAUGAUUUGAUGAAGAAACAAGUUGUUGAGUUGGCUAGACAAACUUUCCGCCCAGAAUUCAUGAAUCGAAUUGACGAGUAUAUUGUGUUCCAGCCUCUGGACUCCAAUCAAAUAAGUAAAAUUGUCGAGAUACAGCUGGAUCGUUUGAAAGACAGGCUCAAACAGAAGAAAAUUGAUCUUCAUUACACAAAGGAAGCUGUCGAGCUUCUUGGGACGCUGGGUUUUGACCCGAACUUUGGAGCGAGGCCGGUUAAGAGGGUAAUACAACAGUUGGUUGAGAAUGAAAUUGCAAUGGGAAUCUUGAGGGGAGAUUUCAACGAGGACGACUCGAUCGUUGUUGAUGCCGAUGUGUCUACGUCAGCCAAAGACCUUCCUCCUCAGAAGAGAUUGCUCAUAAAGAAACUGGAGAGCAGCUCUGCAAUGGAUGCAAUGGCUGCCAAUGAUUGAGUUUGCGUUUUGGAGCCUGUAAAUGUUGUGAAUAAAUGUCCGGGUACGCGUUAUGGGGUCGUAAAUAUGGUGAAUAAAAGGUAUGUUUUGAGUUUUGCCUUCUAGUAUGAUGACAAAGGCAUCAGAGUUUAUGUGCUUUUUAAUCAAGUUGUGUAGCUACUGGCCUGGUUUUCUUAGCACAUGGAAACGUUGUGUACUUGAACCUUUUUGUUAAACUUUCUGGACAACACAAAGUUUUGCAAACUUUAAUUUCUAAUGGUAUGAAACGUAUUAUUGGAUA
Messenger RNA from Alnus glutinosa, 3350 nucleotides. RefSeq names its product chaperone protein ClpB4, mitochondrial. The transcript is spliced from 10 exons. Gene Ontology annotation, biological process: cellular response to heat; protein refolding. Gene Ontology annotation, cellular component: cytoplasm. Gene Ontology annotation, molecular function: ATP hydrolysis activity; ATP binding. Bases 113 to 3070 code for a protein of 985 amino acids. The record is from RefSeq and is a predicted model, not a curated record. NCBI's taxonomy places the organism in Eukaryota, Viridiplantae, Streptophyta, Magnoliopsida, Fagales, Betulaceae.